AUGACGCGCGUUCUUCUGCUCGUGGCAGCGAUCGCGGCGGCCGCCGCCCACGGUGAGGUCAUCAAUCAGUCGGCGAAGCGCACGUUGGACCUGACCAAGCACGUGGUGCGCGAGUACACUGAGUUCCAGUUCUCCGACACUGACGCAGAGGUGACAGAGUACGACGUGUCGUUCCCUCGUGCUCUUGAGACGCACCUGGCGAACGUCUCGGCCCGAUGUGGCAAAUCUCUGUGCGAGAUCGUGCCGGCUACGCAGAAAAACGCGGCCACGACGUCGAAGGACGGGGCGCUCUACACUGUAUUGCUGAAGGAGCCUGUUGCCAAAGGCGAGACGGGAUCUGUCAAGGUAACGGCUUACUUCACGCGCUUGCUCACGCCGUACCCGGCAGAGAUCGCGCAGCGCGACGAUCAGCUCGUGCUUUUCAAGGCAAGCCACCUCGUCUCGUCGCCCUACUUGACCAAGACGCAGACAACAAAGCUGAAGUUACCAAGCGGUAAAGUGGAGAGCCUACAAGCUGCAGAGCCAGUUGUGAGAAAGGGAUCGACGGCCACGCUUGGCCCGUACUCGAACAUUGCGGGGCUGGCUGCUAGUGUGGAGACUGCGCCCUUGAGCGUGCACUACAAGAAUCACGCCCCUUUUCUGACAAUCACCAAGCUGACGCGCGAAAUCGAAGUGUCGAUGUGGGGUCGUGUGUCGUUUGAAGAGGUUUAUGACAUGGAGCACACCGGUGCUAAGCUCAAGGGCGGCUUCUCCCGAUUCGAUUAUGUACAGCUUCACCAGCACAGCGCCUCGUUCUAUGACAUGCACGCUCGAUUGCCGAAGGACGCGGUGAAUGUGUACUAUCGCGACCAGAUCGGCAACAUCUCGACGUCAAACCUGCGUCCAGCUAGCCGCACGGGCUCGUACCAGGACUUGUUGUUCAGACCGCGCUUUCCUAUGUUCGGUGGCUGGAAGAGCCAAUGGUACCUCGGCUACUCUGUCCCCACGCACUCGGUGCUGAGUCACGUCGGUGACAGGUUCAAGCUGUCGGUGGACUUUUCGACGGCUCUUCAGGGCGCGUCUGUGGAUGAUCUGACUGUGAAGGUGAUCUUGCCCGAAGGUGCAACCAACGUGCAGAUCAGUGUGCCGUUCAGCGUGGAGAGCACGAGCACGACCACGCGACAGACGUACCUGGACACCCCCGCGAUCGGCCGGCCUGUGCUGAUUUUGGACAAGAAGAACGUUGUGGCCGCCCACAAUGUGCCCUUCGAAGUGACGUUUGAUUUCCCGCAGUACUUCAUGAUGCACGAGCCGCUGCUGCUGGUGUCAGCAUUCCUGAUCUUCUUUCUCGUUUGCAUGCUGCUCUUCCGACUGGACUUCAGCAUUGCCAAGAAGUCCGCGCAGAAGAAGCCGAAGAUGGAAUAA
This is a messenger RNA of Hyaloperonospora brassicae, 1404 nucleotides long. The record is from the annotation of a GenBank genome assembly. NCBI's taxonomy places the organism in Eukaryota, Oomycota, Peronosporomycetes, Peronosporales, Peronosporaceae.